Molecule: messenger RNA, 1213 nt
Organism: Hibiscus syriacus
Lineage: Eukaryota; Viridiplantae; Streptophyta; Magnoliopsida; Malvales; Malvaceae
Product: protein HAIKU1-like
Exons: 1
Coding region: 188-1093 (301 amino acids)
Source: RefSeq, a predicted model, not a curated record
UUGAACUAAGAACCCAAAGUUUGAAGCUUUCUAGUUACUUUAGGUUUCCUUUGUGAAAGAUUUAAGCUGGUGCUUGAGCUUGGAAUUUAAGGUUGUGGGAUAUCCUGCUGAAGCUUUUGAAUGGUUUGAUUUUGUGGGUGCUUGUAAAAACUGAGAUUAGUUUGCUGCAGUUAACUUUUUUUUCGAAAUGGAUAAUUUGAAGAAUCGGCUUAAUGAUCCUCUUGGUGUGAGCAAGACCGGCAAGAAUAUAAAGAAGAGCCCAUUGCAUCAGCCUAACUUUGCUACUAAUGGUGCUAGACAGCAGCCUCAGCCUCAGGUUUACAACAUAAGCAAGAAUGAUUUCCGGAGUGUCGUUCAGCAGCUCACCGGUUCACCGUCACGCAAUGAUCCUUUGCCCAGACCCCCACAGAAUCCUCCCAAACCCCAAAGUAUGAGGUUGCAGAAGAUUAGGCCUCCACCAUUGACACCAAUGAAUCGGCCCCAUGUUCCAGCUCAAGUACCUGCCCUUGUCCCAGCUCAUGCACCCGCUCCUGCUCAUUAUAACAAUAGCUUGUUUAGACAUGGCCAAUAUGAACAACCAUCGUCUGGAGUGUUGCAACCUAUGAUACCCGUAGAUGCUUUUUGGGGAAACACAGCUGAAUCUCCAAUCUCAGCUUAUAUGCGAUACCUUCAAACUUCUCUUAUAGAUCCGAGUCCACUUGGAAAACAAGUUCAACCUCAAGUACACAUUCCAGUUCCAGGUCAAUAUCAUGUUCUAUCACCAUCAUCAGGUGGCGUAAAUGGUUCUGUACCACCAUUAAUGCCUAAUCUCCCAUCACCAAGGAUGAAUGGACCUGCCCUUUUACCCUCACCAACUUCUCAGUUCCUUCUGCCAUCACCUACUGGUUAUAUGAAUUUGCUCUCUACUCGAUCGCCUUACCCUUUGCUUUCUCCCAGGGUUCAAUUUCCUCCGAAGACUCCCAAUUUCGGUUUCUCACCCAUGGUUCAGUCGGGGAUUUUAGGUCCAGGGCCUCAACCUCCAGCUUCCCCUGGUCUCGCAUUUCCAUUGUCACCUAGUUUCUUUUCCUUCCCAAGUCCUAGAUGGAGGGGUUAACAAUCCAAGUUAUACUUGAAGAAUUAGGACCUUCUUCAUGAGGAUCAUCCCCUUCUCAUGGAGAUUCAAUUGUGAAAAUAUAUUGUAUACUGCUGGUGUAACGAGAUGUCACUUUAAAGU